AUUUGACUUGGCAUCAAAAUCUGUGUAUGAGACAACAAUCGUAGAUGCUGUUCUCAUUAUUUUGAGAAUUUUAAUCGUAAACCGAGUUUACUGGAUUUUGUCUCCAGCAAAUCGCAAACGUGAAUUAAAAUGGGAAAAACCAGCAAGGAUAAACGUGAUAUUUACUACCGUUUGGCCAAAGAAGAAGGAUGGCGUGCUCGUAGCGCAUUUAAGCUCAUUCACAUUGACGAGGUGUUCAACAUCUUCAAAGGUGUAACAAGAGCGGUCGAUCUUUGUGCAGCUCCAGGAAGCUGGAGUCAGGUGCUAUCUAAGAAGUUAUAUGAAAACCGUGACAAAGAAGCCGACGAUGUUAAAAUUAUUGCCGUAGAUUUGCAAGCAAUGGCUCCUCUACCGGGCGUAACCCAGCUGCAGGGAGACAUAACCAAAUUGAGUACAGCCAAUGCAAUCAUUGAACAGUUUGGGAAUGGGCAGAAAGCUCACCUCGUGAUUUGCGACGGCGCCCCGGAUGUAACCGGUUUACACGAUAUUGAUGAAUACAUUCAAUCUCAGCUAUUGCUUGCGGCUCUUAAUAUUACGACUCACGUUCUAACUAUCGGUGGAACAUUCAUAGCGAAGAUCUUCCGUGGAAAAGACACCACCUUGUUAUAUUCGCAGUUGAGAAUCUUUUUUGAGAAGGUAUCGAUUGCCAAACCAGCAAGUUCGAGGAACUCCAGUAUCGAAGCUUUUGUCGUAUGUCAAAACUACAAACCUCCAGAGGGUUACAUUCCACAAAUGAUUAAUCCUAUGCUAGAUGAUGUUCAGAAGAUUGCCGGUGAAACCGAAUCGGAAGUAAACCGUUCCAUCAUUCCGUUUAUCGUGUGUGGAGAUUUACGGGGAUAUGAUUCGGAUAUGUCGUACAGUUUAAAUCUUGAUCCUGAGAAGGACUAUGAAUACCGAGACGUUGUACAAAAACCGUUAGCUCCAGCGUACAGCGAAGUGCUCGAACGAAUGAAGACUACAUCACUAAAGCAUGGUAGCAUCAAAGUUGAGUAUGACAAAAAGAAAGAUUAAGAUUCACAUCAUUCAUAAGACUUACAUUCUGCAACAUAUUAGUGUUUUGAUCAUACAGCAUGAUGAAAAAGA
This is a messenger RNA of Topomyia yanbarensis, 1122 nucleotides long. It is a transcript of the gene Trm7-32, whose product is annotated as putative tRNA (cytidine(32)/guanosine(34)-2'-O)-methyltransferase. Gene Ontology annotation, cellular component: cytoplasm. The transcript has 3 exons. Lineage: Eukaryota; Metazoa; Arthropoda; Insecta; Diptera; Culicidae. Bases 130 to 1050 code for a protein of 306 amino acids. Gene Ontology annotation, molecular function: tRNA methyltransferase activity. Gene Ontology annotation, biological process: cytoplasmic translation; tRNA methylation. The record is from RefSeq and is a predicted model, not a curated record.